Molecule: messenger RNA, 1926 nt
Organism: Capronia epimyces CBS 606.96
Lineage: Eukaryota; Fungi; Ascomycota; Eurotiomycetes; Chaetothyriales; Herpotrichiellaceae
Exons: 3
Coding region: 1-1926 (641 amino acids)
Biological process (GO): DNA-templated transcription; positive regulation of transcription by RNA polymerase II
Molecular function (GO): zinc ion binding; sequence-specific DNA binding; DNA-binding transcription factor activity, RNA polymerase II-specific
Source: RefSeq, a predicted model, not a curated record
AUGGCCAGUCUUCCGGUUGCUGCACAGCAUCCCCAUCACAGUCAGGAGCCGCGCUCGGGUGCUCUCGAGCAUUACCUGACUCAGCUGGCCAUCUGGCCGGAUGCCAUUCCGGCCCAAGUCGAGCACCAUCUCAUCAACGUCUACUUUGACAACGCCAACCGACGCUGGCCCUUCCUGUUGCGAGCCACGUUCGAGUCGUGGCAUGCCUGUUGGAAGAAGAGAUCAUCUGACCGAGACCGACCGGAGCGAGAGCGAGAUCUAUGGCAGGGCUUCUUUGUGAACAUGAGUUUCUACGAGCAAGCCGUCAACAACUAUUUACCCGCGGUGUUGCGACAACCCAACCGGUUGCUCCAUGUUCAAGCGUAUCUGAUGAUGUCCAUCCAUGCGCUCUUUUCGCCCUCGACCGAGCAGAUCUCGCUCAUGAUCUCGUCGGCCGUGCGGUAUUGCAUCGUGGCUCGAUUCCAUCUGGUCGAAGCCGAACCCGAGCCGGUCGAUGCCGCCAGCCGCCUGGAGAUCCAAAUGCGCCGACGAGCAUUCUGGGCCGCCUACAGUUUGGAUAGACUGGCUUGUGGUGUUUUGCGUCUGCCCUUCUCCAUCGCCGACGACAACAUCACCGUUCCUCUCUUUGAAAACAUAGACGACUCGGCCCUGCUCGACGGCUCCUUCGUGUCCCAGGGAUCCAGUGCCAAAACGUCCGUGUCGUCGGCGUUGCAUCGAGAACGCUGUUUCCAGAUCCAGUCGGAAAUCCUCAACGUCACCAUGAGGGCCGACUUUGCCAUGAACUUCGACUCCCUGUCCGACUGGCGCUCGUACAUCCUGGCCAAGCUGGACCACUGGAGAUCGCAGCUGUCGCACUUUUCCGACUCCGACACCAAGACGCCGAUGCACGAACGCUGGAUCCUGAUCGUCUACAACCAUUGCCUGUUAUACCUGCACAUCCCGACCAAAUCCAACGUGCGAGGCCCCGCCGGCGACUGGUCCGUCCAGGCGAGCACUCAGUCCAUCUUGAUCUUUCGCAAGUAUCAGGGCUACGGGACCAUUCCUCAUCCCAUGCUCGGGUUGAUCAGCCAGUUCUCCAUCGGGACCAUCAUCCUCUACUGUCUGUGGGCAACGCCGCCCAAAUUCCGCACCGAGUCGUACAACUCGAAAAACGUGAUCGAGGCCAUCCGCGCCUGUUCCAACAACCUGGCCAUCAUCACCGAGCGAUGGGAGAACACCAAAGAUCUGUCCGACAUUUUCGAGCUUCUGGCCACCGAGAUCCCGCUGGCCGAAAGUGUGUCGCCGACGCCGACGAACCCUCCCCUUCCGAAUAUGAACAUGAACAUCCAUAGUAACAUGCACAACCACAACAACAUCCAUACAUUGGACAAUAUCCAUAAUAACAAUAUCCACACUACGACACGGACGCGAACCACCUACGGCGAAAGCGAACGCGCCAUCAAACGCAUCAGCGACGAGGCCGCCCGCGAGCUUCGCGCCAAACUGCCUCGCGUCAAGUCUCUGGUACUGAAUCGCGAAAUCAUCCGCAUGAUCGAGGAGAUGAUGACCGAGGACUUUCCACGCGACCACGAUUACGACGCUCCAGGCCCAACCGCAACACAAGCCAACACCGGCACCCUCGACCCCUCGUCCUCCUCAUACCCGAGUAGCGGCAUGGGUGUAGGGAUAGGAGGAGGAGGGGGAGGGGCGGGAGGAGAAGGAGAUAAACUCGACCACGACCAUCUUUCCGCGACCGCGACCGCCACUCUGCCCAUGUCCACCCACCCUUUCUUCGUCCACCCACAUACCCUGCCCUUGCCCUCUCCCUUGCACCACUUCCCCAGCCCCUAUCUGUCCGCCGACGGUUCGGCCGGCCAGCUGGGCGCCAUGUCGCCAGGCCAGACGCUGGAGUUUCCAGGAAGUCUUUCGGGUUAUGAUAUGUUUUGA